Molecule: messenger RNA, 2125 nt
Organism: Ictalurus punctatus (channel catfish)
Lineage: Eukaryota; Metazoa; Chordata; Actinopteri; Siluriformes; Ictaluridae
Product: cytochrome P450 11B, mitochondrial
Exons: 9
Coding region: 390-2015 (541 amino acids)
Biological process (GO): cholesterol metabolic process; C21-steroid hormone biosynthetic process; cortisol metabolic process
Cellular component (GO): mitochondrial inner membrane
Molecular function (GO): oxidoreductase activity, acting on paired donors, with incorporation or reduction of molecular oxygen; heme binding; monooxygenase activity
Source: RefSeq, a predicted model, not a curated record
CCACAGCUGCUUCAGGACCCGAGCGUUUCCCUGAAAUUAUGUCUGAAUAAUGGAACAGGGACGGACUUUCUCACAGGUCCUGAGGGAAAAAUGCUUUUUCUGAUGGCCACUGUUAAAAAAAAAACUGCAACCGCAGUUUGUGUAACUGAAUUGUAUAUAAAAAUCCUUACAUUUAUACGCUUUUGCGUAAGACUUUGAGAGCUGUUGUUCUUCUCUUGAACUUUGACCUUUACUGCCAUAAAUCCUGCAUUGUGUCCUGGGGAGUCAGAGCUAGUGUAGGAGGGAUGGAGGGAGAGAAGGAGGGGUGAUGGACAAACAGAGGGAUUUUGUUCUUAGGGUCUAGCAUGGACAGUUUGAGACACUGAGAGAGACGAAGAGAAGGAGACAGCAUGUUCCCCUCGUCUGUUCGCUCGGUGGUGAGGAGCAGAGCACUGAGGGCCUCGGUGCCUGGAGAUGGAGUGAUGAAGGGAGAGGUGGAUGGAGGGACAGAGCAGGGAGACGGAAGGAGAGAGGGAUGCAGUGGACGAGUGAGGAGUUUUGACGAGAUUCCACACACAGGCCGUAAUGGCUGGAUGAACCUUCUGCACUUCUGGAGGAACGGAACCUUCAGCCACCUUCACAAACACAUGGAGCAAAACUUCAACACAAUCGGCCCCAUUUACAGGCAGUACUUGGGCUCUCAGUGCACUGUGAACAUCUUGUUCCCGGUUGAUAUCGCUGAACUCUUCCACUCUGAGGGACAGAAUCCUUGCCGUAUGACAUUGCAGCCGUGGCACACACACCGUGAAACACGCAAACACAGCAAAGGGGUCUUCCUCAAAAACGGACCUGAGUGGCGCUGUGACCGGAUGCUGUUGAACCGUGAGGUGAUGUUGAACUCAGCUGUACGCCGUUUCCUGCCGCUGUUGGACGAGGUGGCGCGGGAUUUCUCUCGUGUCCUGCGGCUUAAAAUGCAAACUGAGGGACAGGUGGAGAAUGACACACAAACACUGACCUUUGACCCCAGCCCUGAGCUUUUCCGCUUUACUCUGGAAGCGAGUUGUCUUGUUCUUUAUGGCGAGCGUAUUGGUCUGUUCUCAUCCGAGCCGUCUCAGGAGUCUGAGCGCUUUAUUUUGUCAGUGGAGCGAAUGCUGAACACAACUACUCCCCUCCUCUAUGUGCCCCGCCCACUGCUCCGCUUCUACAAACCCCUGUGGACGCAACACUCAACUGCAUGGGAUCACAUCUUCAGUCAUGCCGAGGAGCGGAUCCAGCGUGUGUAUGAGCGGCUCCAGGCUCGGGGGGGCAGUGUGGGGGGAGCAGCAGAUGGCUCACAGUUCCCCGGAGUGCUACAGCUGCUGAUGGAGAAAGGACAACUUCCUCUGGACCUCAUCAGGGCUAACAUCACUGAACUGAUGGCAGGAGGAGUCGAUACUACUGCGGUUCCUCUGCAGUUUGCGUUGUUUGAGUUGGCGCGUAACCCCAGUGUUCAGGAGUGUGUGCGUGCUCAGGUGCAGUCGUCAUGGUUACAGGCAGAGGGGAAUCCCUAUAAGGCUUUGCAGGGGGCACCGCUGCUCAAGGGCACAGUGAAAGAGACACUCAGGCUGUAUCCGGUGGGCAUCACAGUACAGCGAUAUCCAGUCAGAGACAUUGUACUGCAGAAUUAUCACAUACCAGCAGGGACUCUGGUGCAGGUGUGUCUGUACCCUCUGGGGCGGAGUCAAGACAUAUUUCAGGACCCUCUAACCUUUGACCCUGGUCGUUGGGCUGGGGCUGAGGCUGGAGAGGGCCGGGGUAGAAAUGUAACAGCGGAGACUGGUUCGGGGGCGGGGUUUCGCUCCCUGGCAUUCGGCUUCGGGGCGAGGCAGUGCGUGGGGCGGAGAAUCGCUGAAAACGAGAUGCAGCUCUUCCUCCUGCACAUUCUGAAGAAUUUCCGCUUGAGUGUUUCAUCCAAAGAGGAGCUCAGCACCAAAUACACAAUCAUCCUCCAACCGGAAUCUCCACCCGCAAUCACCUUCUCCCCCCUCUCACACUGAUCACCUGUCAAUUGUUCAAUUAUUCACUCAACCAAUCAGCAGUUCAGCUGACAUGUCAAUCAGUCAGGCCCUUAAAUCAAUUAAUAAACGCUAUAAUUUUCUCUUUCUGA